Parus major (Great Tit) is the source of this 2483-nucleotide messenger RNA. It is a transcript of the gene TBX19, whose product is annotated as T-box transcription factor 19. Gene Ontology annotation, cellular component: nucleus. Gene Ontology annotation, biological process: heart morphogenesis; positive regulation of DNA-templated transcription; mesoderm formation. The transcript is spliced from 8 exons. The coding region runs from base 27 to 1232 and encodes 401 amino acids. Gene Ontology annotation, molecular function: RNA polymerase II cis-regulatory region sequence-specific DNA binding; DNA-binding transcription factor activity, RNA polymerase II-specific. NCBI's taxonomy places the organism in Eukaryota, Metazoa, Chordata, Aves, Passeriformes, Paridae. The record is from RefSeq and is a predicted model, not a curated record.
CUGAAGUUUCUGGCAGUAAAGCCGUCAUGGCAGACCUGGGCUGCAAAAAACCCAGCGACUGCACCGUCUCCAGGCUCCUCAGCGUAGUGGAGAGUGAACUCCGGGCUGGGAGAGACAAAGGCGACCCCACGGAGAAGCAGCUCCAGGUUGUCUUGGAGGAUGCGACGCUCUGGCAGAGAUUCAGGGAAGUCACUAAUGAGAUGAUCGUGACCAAGAAUGGCAGGCGGAUGUUCCCUGUUUUGAAGAUCAGCGUGUCGGGCUUGGAUCCAAAUGCCAUGUACUCCUUCCUGCUGGACUUCGCUCCGACUGAUGGCCACCGCUGGAAGUACGUCAAUGGAGAAUGGGUGCCAGCAGGGAAACCAGAGCCACCGAACCACAGCUGUGUCUACAUCCACCCAGACUCUCCCAACUUUGGGGCCCACUGGAUGAAAGCUGCCAUUUCCUUCAGCAAAGUCAAACUUACCAACAAGCUCAAUGGGAGUGGGCAGAUAAUGCUGAACUCGCUGCACAAAUACGAGCCCCAGGUGCACAUAGUUCGCGUAGGAGGCCCCCACCGGAUGGUGAUGAACUGCUCCUUCCCUGAGACCCAGUUCAUAGCGGUGACUGCCUACCAGAAUGAGGAGAUAACAGCUCUCAAAAUCAAGUAUAAUCCCUUUGCCAAAGCCUUCCUGGAUGCAAAGGAAAGAAACCAUUCUAAGGAUGCUCCAGAGACAGUCUCUGAAGGUCAACAUAUGACAUAUUCUCACUCUUUGCCUCUGCCCGCUCCGCAGGCUCCCCACAGCUGCGAGAGAUACCCAGCCCUGCGAGGCCAUCGCCCUGCUCCAUACCCACCCUCCUACAUGCAGAGGAAUCACUCCCCUACAGUUAACUUGUUGGAGAGCUCCAGCAAUAAUCUUCAGGUAUUCUCGGGACAUGACAGCUGGACUUUGCCACCAUCUCCACAUACUAACUUGCUCUCAGUGCCACACACAAAGGGAGGUGCCAGCCCUGGACCCAGCCACUACCCUUGCCUGUGGACAGUGAGCAACAGUGCUGUAAAUGCUGCCAACACGGGAAGUGAGGUGAACAGCAGCCCUCCAAGUGUGUUUUUAAGGGGUAAUGUCCCCUUACCUGCUGCAUCAUCAGUGCAAAUCCCCCUGCAGGGAAUGGUGUCUGGCAGCAUGGAAGCACAAGGGGAAGGCGCUCUCACCAGACUGUCCGACUCCACGUGGACAUCCUCACACUCCUUUUAAUGGACAGGCAGCUCCCGAGGGAAGCUUGGCCAGCCAAGACUGACACAAAUGGUAAAUGAUCCCCAAGGACUGCAGUGCAAAGCAGAAUGUAUGCAGGAAAAGGACUUCAUCACUUCUCAUAAUGUACCUUUUGUGUGCCAGCUAAGCCAAAAUGCAAAGGCAGGAGAUAUUACAGGAACCAGCUUGUUACUGCAUCUUUUAUGCAUCAUUCAGGAUGAUGUCCAGAAAUAAUCUUUUUAGUUAGCUUUGCUUCUAUAUCACAUUAAAAUGAUCAGAGACUUGGGACUGAGUGAAGCAAACGUGGCAGCUGGAUACUCGCAUCUCAUUUUAGAAUUUCCUUCUGUAACUAACAGCCAAGUCCAGGGAAAACUGUGAGCAAGUUUGCAACUGGUCAUUUGAAGGGACAGCACUGCUUUAAAGGCUUUCUGAAUCUCUUACACAGGGGUUUUCACAAUACCUGAAACUAAACCCCUCAGGGUAUGAGAUUAGUCUGACAUCCUAAUGCCAGCUGCAUACAGCAUUCACCGUCCCCUUCCCUUCUCCAGCUGCUCUUUGCUGUGUGUGCCAUGGGGACAGUGGGCACACUCAAGCUGCAAAAGUGGCUGCAUUGUAGCAGCAGGGUGAAGGGCAGCUAGUUUAGCAUUUGGAGUCUGAUCCUACACUCUUUGAAAUUGAAAGUUCCAGUAUUUCCAAUAUGUGCUAUUUUUGAAAGGGUGGAGGGAAAAGAAUUACAGAAAAAAUAUUCAGCUUGCAUUUCCACUUUGCUUUAGCUACAGAGUACAAAUAAACUAUGAAUACAUGGUGUAUUAUCUCCUCAGUGCCUUUCCAAGGUGUAAACACACACACAGUCUUUCUCACCUAACAACCUCUGAGCUAUUUAAAGCAGCUCUGCCAGAAGCAAGUUGACAGAACAGGAAUUUUCUGUUCCUUGUCCAGUUACUGGGUGCAAGCUCCUGGGCGUGGUAUUUCAUGUCUUCACACCUAUUUCCCUUCUCACUUAGUCUGAUUCAGCUUCCUUUUUCAGGCUGCUGCUUUUUCUAUCCUGCAUGAGUGUGCAACACAGCAUAGUGGAGUCCUGAUCCUUUCUGGGAUUUCUAACCAUGACUGUGAUGCAAACAAGAACAGCCAUCCCCCAGUCCUCCUUGUCCUUUCAUGUACCUCCUCAGUCAAGCCCUAUGAAAUUCUCAGAGAAGAGUUCUGCUGUUUGGUCUCUAUAAAGAAAAAACUGCAAGCUAACCUAUGUAGAUAUGC